Molecule: messenger RNA, 6909 nt
Organism: Acanthosepion pharaonis
Lineage: Eukaryota; Metazoa; Mollusca; Cephalopoda; Sepiida; Sepiidae
Source: the annotation of a GenBank genome assembly
AUGGGAAAGAGACUCUUCAGCACCAAAGACUUAACACAGAACCAUAUGGAUGCAACUUUGAUGCCUGUAAGUCAAGGUUUGAAUGCUAUUCCAACAACCCCGAAAGAAAAACUGGACUGCGCAAAAGAGCUAUCACCUUCUGAGCUACAUCUGCUCAAUAUUGGUCCACUAAAGAUAGAUUUUGGAAAAGUUUGCACUAAAUCAGUUAACACAAAAAAUUUGAUCAUCAUCAAUAACUUAGAGAUUAAUAUAUUCGUGGUGGCUGAGGUAACAGAAGUUGUACAAGUAGCACUUGAACUCUCUUGCCCUUCACCAUUGAUUGUGACUCCAGUUCCUGGAUUGACACCUGAGUCUGCAUUUUCUAGUGUCAUAACCCUUUGCAACAAACUGAACUAUCCAGCUGCUUUCACUUGGACUUCGACUACAAACAUAAAAGAUACAGCUUUUACUGUUCGACCAAUGCAUGGCGUUAUUGCAGAAUACCAAGAACUUGACUGUGAGGUUCUAUGGACACCUGGAUAUUUGUCUCCAGACACAGGCUCCUUCAGAUUGAAUGUCUUGGGAGGAAACACCAUAGAAUUUGAAUGCAAAGCACAACUUGGUUCAACCAAUGUCCACUUUAUUGAGCGCCGUUUGGCUCUAAUCAACUGCCCAGUUAACCUAACAACAUAUGGCACAGCCACUUUGGUUAACACCGGAAGCAACCAUGCCUAUUUUCAGGUUGCUGACACUAACCCUGUGGCAGGAAUGACAAUAACUCCAGUCAGAGGAAUCAUACCAAUUGGAGGAGAAAGAGAAUUACAUUUGUCAUUCACUCCAACAUCCAUCAUGAAGUUUGAUUUCAACCUUGAAGUUGCAAUCCGUAAUUGGAGAAACUUGUUUCUACGUGUUGGUGGAAGUGUAGAAAAUCCUUGCAUUGAAAUAGAUGUGCCAUCAUUUACAUUUGGUGGUGUUUGUUGUGGUUCCGGAAUGGCUAUUGACUUCAACAUUACAAAUAAGGCUUCGUCAUUAAGCAGAGUUGACUUUGACUUGAGCAGUCACAGUGACUUCACUUUUUCCUUUGACAAUCAUCAAACUGAAGAGGAAUAUCGAUUCCAGAAUGCAAAUCCAGGAAAAUAUUCUUUAACUUUAAAAGGAGGACAAGUUAUCCAUGGAAAAAUGAUUUUCCAACCAACUGAGUUGGCAGCAUAUGAUUUCAUCAUGCCAGUUUACAUCAAUCAUAUGUCAGCACCUACUCCAGUCUCAAACUCGACUCCAUCAGUAUUAAGUACUUCAUCAUUUUCUUCCGCUCAACAUCUAGUUAUAGCCACGGGCCUGCGAUCAGUCAUUGAGAUCUCUCAAUACCAGGUCAGUUUUGAAUUCUCAGAUGUUCAGGAUGGUCGCAACUCCCCUUCUUCAAAUGGAAUGUGCCAGUUUCAGGAUGUAACGAUUGACAACCGAACUGAUGAAGAUCUGCGUUGGGAUCUGGAUCUGACCGCUGAUUCCGCAGCCUUCAGAGAUGAAAUCAUUACUUUUGUCCAUGAAACAGGAGUACCCCUAGAAUGUUCCAAACCUGGUUUUGUAGGAAGUAUCAUUCCAGCAAAAGGCUCCAAAGUUUUUCGCGUCAUCUGCCAACCGAAAGUCUAUUGUAACUACGAGUGUUUGGUGCCCUUGUUUAUCCGAAAUAAUUAUAGCAAAGCCUACAAACAUUUGUCAGUUUCUGUGAAUAUGAAAGCUCCCAAAAUAACAUUCAUCCCAUCAGUCAUCUUCAUCUGUGUUCCUUUGCUGAUCGAACAUGUCACAACAGUCGACAUAUGUGCAGUUAACUACCCAAGCCCAUUGACACUGACUGUCCAGUGCCCAGAGAUUGAAUGUGACAAUGGUACUGUUAUAUCUCCAAUUUCAGUGGUACUUCCAAAAAGUACAGUUCUGUUCCAGUCUGCAAAGCCUCUGUCAUUUCGGGAAUCAAUCACUUUUCUUGACCAGUAUGAGAACAGAUUCAAUCUUUCUGUUGUGGCCACAGCAGAUAAUUGUUUGCUGACCUGUUACAGUUUCUUUGCUAGUCAUCAACAGGACUACCACAUCGUUUGUGCCCCUGGUACGUCACUUAAAGGUCAGAAGAACAGUUCAGAUGAAAGCAUGGACACUGGUGAAGCAGUAUGUGUUCCCUAUCACAUAUACAUGGGCUGCAUCAGUGAAACAAGUACUCCUACUUCCAGUUCAAACUUUCAUGCCAACUCUUCUACUGUUUACAAAUCACCAAACCUAUCAGAAAGACCAUCUGAUUUUGGCUUCAGUGAUCAAGAAAGAGAUCAAAAUGCAUCUUCAUCUCCAAGCAUAUGUCCAAGCAAGACUACCUGUGUGAUUGACAAUAAUGUUUUCCCUGAAUAUGACAGGAAAAUUGGUCCUUAUCACCAAAACGUAUUGAAUGCUGUGCAACGUUGGUUUUCAGCAAAUGGAUGGUCAGGUGGGACAUUCCCUGUUGUUAUUCCUCAGACUUUCAGAGCUGCUAUUGGUGUCCUUGAAGGUGAGAAAGCACAGAGAACCCAGAGCAGCAAAAGGGAGCCAAUGACCAUUUACCACUGCAUAAAAUAUUUGACUGGUCGCUCAAUGCCUGGCAUCACUGGUAUUCCAACCAUCCCAGCCCAUCCUGUCGAGAGGGUCAUCAAGUGUUUAGUUUUAUCCAAAAUCACACCCAGAGUUUUGAAGAACACAACCAUGGCUAAUGAAAAUCUCAAGAUGCCAUCUGUCAAUACAGAUCCUCUUUGCAGCAAUGUCUACAGCACAGCUGAGAGAAUUCUCCUUGCAUGGAUGAAUCGAUACUAUGAGUUUUAUCGGGAAAAGAUUUGGUCAGGAAAUAAUGUUGUCCUUCCACCUGCACGAUGGGUGGUGAAUUUUGACUUUGAUUUAAAUGAUGGACUUGUCAUUGCCACUUUGAUUGGAGCCUACUUACCAUUUUUGGUCCAGUCACAUAUCAGUAAAAUGGUCACAUUCCCAAUGACUCAUGAACACUAUCUUCAUAAUUCUCUCAAAAUUGUCUGUGCUUUGCGUUCAGUCGGCAUUGACUAUGAUAUCCAGGCAAUGGAUAUCAUUGACCCAAACCCAAUUUAUAUGCUUCUCUUUUGUGCACAUCUGUUUCAAGUUUUGCCUCAUUAUAUCCCUCACAAUACUGUGGAAUUUGUUGGGGAUUUAACAGAAACUAUUACAAAACAGGUGAAACUAACAAAUCCAAGUACCAAAGCUCUGAACUAUGCAGUUACCAUCAUUGGAGAUGAUGCCAUUAAUUUUACUCUUCCCAAGGGAAACAGCAUCACAAUUCAGCCAAAACAUUCUACCCAGCUUACAAUCGCCUUUCAUAAUGUGUUUCUCCGCUCAAACCAUGCGACACUUAUACUGACAGGGAGACGUCUAAAUGCAGGGCUUGGCACCAACAUUGCCUUUUCCUUGGUUACGGAAACAUCAAAGAUUAUACCACAGAAUGUAAUGUCUGCUGAGUCUCAUUGCUAUGAGUUACUUUCUAUUCCAUUGGACAUACUGAGUCCAUUCAGUACCAGCGGAGAAUUUACAAUCACCAUUGUGGAAGGAUUGUCUACUUAUCCAGUAAAGAAAAAAUCUCAGUCCAAUCGACCGACACGAUGGUCAACAUGCAAGCAGGGCUCAGAUAUCAUUUCAGACCAAGAAUUCAAUAGAGGUUUCUUUGUAAAAUCAUUCCACUGCCGUUUACAAAAAGUGCAUUUUGAAGCUUACAAGAAAAAGAAGAUCAAUAUCUUAUUCUUACCCUUUACUAUUGGGGCCAUCCAGUGCAGUAUUAUUUUUAGUAACAGCAAACUGGGUGAUUUUGUAUAUGAAAUUCGGGCCACAGCGACCAAGCCUCACCCUUUUCCUUUGCUUGUAACAAAGGAUAAUGAUGAUCCAGAUAAAAGUUUACUGUCCAGUAAUUCCAUUGACAAUUCCAGUGAACCCUGUGAGAAAAAUGCCACUUAUUGGAGAUCUGAAGUGGGUGUCCCUCUUCAUCAAAGCCUCUGGAUUCCUGUCAUUAAUACCUCAAAAGAAAAAGCCUUGAAUAGGGUUGCCAAAUUGCUCAUGUCUGAUUUGGAAUAUGAACGUCGUUCUUUGACUGGAACUCUGGAUAGUAGUGCCCGGGCAGCAGAACUAUACAUUCAACUCAUGAACCACAGUAUGUCUUUUCAGCAAAAUGUGCACCCAUACCAAGAGUUUACCAUUGAACUAGAAUCUAAAUAUUUCUCUGCACCGAAGACUUUGCGGAUACCACUUCCUACCAAACAGCCAGAUGUCGAUAUUUCUACCCAAUGUGUUGAACUUCCUCUUGUGUUUUCAGCAGAAUCGCCAGGACAUUUCGAUUGUCAGAUAUUAUUGAAGUCUCCUGGCGAUAUCAGACUCUACCAAAUUGAAUGCACAGCAAUUCCAGAUUUUAGCAACACCUGUAUUGAAUUUGAGACACCUGUCUUGCAGAAAUGUACCCAGGAUAUUCCAAUUAUAAAUCCAACAAAUCAUGCCUGGAAUCUGAAGGUAAAGAUAGUUGGUGAAGCAUUCACAGGGCCAAUCAAACUUUUUGUACCAGCCAAGAGCACCAUCGAUUAUCCUGUGACUUACCAACCAACAAUGGAGGAAGAUACAGAGGGUCAGUUGAUUCUGUCAGAAGCAGGUGAAAAUGAUCAAAUCGUCUACCUUAAGGGCCAUGCUACAGAACCUUUGGCUCUGGGAGAAAUCGUUAUUGAUUCUGAAGUUCGAGGAAAAACAAUGAGAGUCCUCAAAGUUCCCAAUCCAACUAAGAAAAGACUUAUGUAUGAGGUCCAUUCUAACUUGCCAUUUUUGAGUGGACUUGAUCACAUUUCAGUCAGCAGUGGUCAUGUUGGUCACUACCAUCUGGAUGUCGUCCCGAUCAAAUGCGGUACCUUUCAAGGCGUAAUCAAUUUUGUAGCAGGGAAAAGUGUUUUCAGAGAAGUCGACAGUGAUGGGGAUGAAGCUUAUGGAUCAGAUGAAAGUUGCAAUGAAUAUUAUGGAUACCGUGUAUGGUACAUUCUGAAAGUGAAUGUCAAGGCUGGCCCACCAGUUGGUACUAUCAAUAUCAAAUGCCCCUGUCAGAAAACAACAUUGAUAAAUGUGAAUGUUACCAACCCCACCAAUCACAACUUGACUCUGGAAGUUACCAUCAAUGGGCCAGAUUUGCAAGGACCUAGUUCUCUUUAUGUAAAAGCAGGUCAGAAAGAAGCUUAUAAUUUAACUUUUGCUCCAACCAUCAUCUUGAAGAAAGCAGGAUCGUUACGCUUUUUCCAUGAGUAUAUCGGAGAAUUUUGGUAUGAACUCAACUUAAAGAGUGAACCUCCUGCUACUGUGGAACUCCCAGAUAUGGAGUGCAAACUUGGAAUGUCUGUGUCUCAAAACAUUGUACUACCUAACAACAGCAAUGAAAUGUGGGAGAUGUUUCCAAUAAUCUCAGACAAGAGUUUUCAUCUCAGCAAUUACCCUGAAGAGAAAUGGCCUAUCAGACUGGCUCCACACUCAGUGAUCACCAUGAAACUCACUUUUGCUCCAUCCACGCUAGCUCAGAAGGAACCACGCUGCGAUAUCGCAUUCGCAUGCCAACAGCAAGGAAGAAUUUCCUAUACCGUGAAGGGAUGUGUAUUAUUGCCCAGCAAGAACCCACCUACAACUUUCUAUGCUGUAACAGGAUACAGUAAUAGUGGCAUUGUCAAAUUCUACAAUCCACUUGAUGAAAUUGUCUAUGUCAAUUUGAAACUAAAAGCAGAUGAAGAACACGAAAAAGCAGACGGUAUCUCAGUUAAGUCAUUUUUAAUUCACUUAACACAGAGGGACAGUAUUGUUCUCAGUCCACAUCAAACGCUUGACAUUCCCGUCAUCUUCACUCCGAGUGAUCAUAACACGCACUAUGCGGAAUGUGUGGUUUCUGUACAUCAGACUAAUACCGCCCUGCAACCAGCAGAUGGAACCUUGCCAACAAUCGACUGGUGUUUUCCACUGAUUGGCAUACCUGAAUAUAUCCAGCUGAAUCAAAUGCCAGUUACUAGUCUAACAUGCAAGAUGCGAAAGAAACUGAAAACACAACUGGAGAUUAUCAUCAACUUAAAUCUUGAAUCAAGAGAAAAUGUUAUAUCAGCGCGUGUCUUAAACCCAGAUGAAUUCAUCUCACUUUCGAAUACAUAUGGUUAUAAGCAAUCUAAAACAAUUCCUGAAAUCAGUUACGAAUUUCAGUUCCCUAAUCAGCAGGCAAACUUCGAUCUCAAGAAAAUUAUCGUAAUUAAUCUGCUUAAAAGCGUGAAAGAUCUGAAUUCUUCCGAUGCUAUUUUGAUCUUUGAGAUUGAAUUCCACCCGAUGAAAUGCCUUGAGCAGUGUGCCCAUCUUGUAAUAUUCAAGGAACAUGGAUGCCUUUGGCGUUUCCCGAUCCUGUUUUCCUCUGGGGAUCCUGAUAUCGACGAUGUAAUCAGAAUUGAAGCCAAAGCAAUGUACAAACAAGUGACUGCCAACUUUUACCUAAAGUCACCUUAUCUGGAGCCAAAAAGAUUCAUCACAAAGUUAACACCAUCCAGUGACCCAGAAAUUUCUGUGACACCGCAGGAAGGGGAAUUUAAUCAACCCCAUACUCGAGGGACUUGUUUCAGUGUACAUUAUAAUCCAACAUCAUAUGGACAGAAGAAAUAUGCAGUUGUCUAUAUACAGACUGACAAGUUACAAUGGACAUACAGUAUCGAAGCCAGCUUACCUCAGUACAAACCACCAGUCGGCAAGUCUUUAUAUUCCAAAGACAGUCUUCAGCCACUUACCAAGAAGAAAUUUCCGUUCACCAACUUCAUAUCGGAAAACAGACAGAUAACAACCACAGGCGUGUCAUCACCGAUUAAAGGCGCGCCAAUUCUGAAGAAAUGGAAGCACAAAAAACGCAAAAAAUGA